AUUGGGCGGCGUCGCCAAUCUUCGUCAGACCCACCGUCGCCAUGGGUGUCCUGUCGAAGCAAGCGCUGGAAGGUAUUGCCGCGUACAAGUACAAGGCUGGGUCGUACACGUUCUUGGACCUCCAGUUGAACCACUUCUGGAAUGCGAUGGUCGAGUUCUUGCCGUUGUGGAUGGCUCCAAACCUUGUGACAUUGACAGGCACGAUUAUUGUGGUCUUUACGACUGCCCUCUUGCUUGUGAUCAGUCCCAAGUUGGAAGGCGGUGCUCCAGGCUGGGCUUAUGUGCUGAGUGGGGUUGGUCUGUUUGUGUACCAAACGUUGGAUGCCAUCGACGGCAAGCAGGCGCGCCGCACGGGGUCGUCGAGUCCUCUUGGACAACUCUUUGAUCACGGGUGCGACGCGUUGAGUGCGAUGCUCAACUGCCUCACCGCUUUCGUUGCCUUCCGCGCGGGCAACUCGACCUACACAUUUGCUGGGCUGUCGAGCGUAUCGAUCAACUUCUUUUUUGCGCAAUGGGACGAGUACCACACCGGCACGAUGAGCUGCGGUAAUGGUUACUAUGGCGUCACGGAAGGCCAGCUCACUUUGAUCGGGUGCCUUUUGCUCACAGCCGCCGUCGGUGACGACAUGUGGCUUGUUGAACCGCUCCCGUUUGCAUCCAUUACGUGCGGCCAGUUGUUCAUUUCGACCUGCUUUGCCAGCAAUGUCGUGCUGGUCUACGCCAAUAUCAAGAACGUGUUCUCGGCAGCGCCAUUGGCGGGCGACCAAGUGGGCCACAAGGAGCUCACUCGCGGCCAUGCGAUGGUCCAACUGAUCCCCGUCGUCGCAGUCCUUGUCGGCGGGUGCUUCACGAUGCUUGUUGGCCCGACACGUGAUGUGUAUUUGUCCCAUCCCCUCGUCCUCAUGUGGCCAUUCGGACUCAACUUUGUGCUCAUGUCGUCGCGCAUGAUUGUGUGCCACAUGUCGAAAGUCCCGUUCUCGAUGCAAAGUCGCAUCCUGGUCCCACUCGCCAUGUUCUUGGCUGUCGUGUACGCGCCGGACCUUGUGGACGUGGCGAUCGCGACGCCGCUGGUGGCGUCCCUUGUGUACGCCGCAAUUGUGACGGCUGUAUACGUGCACUACAUUCUGUCGGCAGUGUUUGAGAUUUGCGCGCAUUUGAAGAUCGACCUCUUGACGCUGCCUGCCAAAAAGUCCGAGUAAACCAUGUAGAAAAUAGAUACAGAACUGUGUUGCCUAGCUGCCCAUCCCUGGUUUGUCUUGGAAGAUAGCUAUCGGGAGAAAUUGAGAAUACUUUGGGAUUGCCCACGGCGUGGACAGCCGCCACCAGAGCGAAUGGACAUUUUCGUCAUA
Molecule: messenger RNA, 1349 nt
Organism: Aphanomyces invadans
Lineage: Eukaryota; Oomycota; Saprolegniomycetes; Saprolegniales; Verrucalvaceae
Exons: 8
Coding region: 42-1199 (385 amino acids)
Biological process (GO): phospholipid biosynthetic process
Cellular component (GO): membrane
Molecular function (GO): phosphotransferase activity, for other substituted phosphate groups
Source: RefSeq, a predicted model, not a curated record